This is a messenger RNA of Brassica oleracea var. oleracea, 3465 nucleotides long. RefSeq lists its product as uncharacterized. Lineage: Eukaryota; Viridiplantae; Streptophyta; Magnoliopsida; Brassicales; Brassicaceae. The record is from RefSeq and is a predicted model, not a curated record. The transcript has 10 exons. The coding region runs from base 392 to 3244 and encodes 950 amino acids.
UUUCGUGAAUCGAUCAAAAUCGAAGAAGAGCUAAGAUUUCACUUUCUGCAGAUCGAAACCCUAAUUUGUUUUCUCAGUUUCUCCUUCCUUGUAGAAUCCGCCGCGUUUUAUUUUUCUCCUUUUUUUUUAACCGAUGGAUUGUGGAAUCCCCUCGUAGAAGAAGAACCCUAAGCUGUCGAAGAGCUCAGAGAUUGUUUAGUACACGAUGAAGCUGCUGAAUCCUGAGAUUCGUUGUUAGGUUUGGUUAGGGUUGGAUGAUGCGUCUUCGUUGAUUGAAUACUUCAGAUCCACUGUUUUUUUUUUUUUAACAAAGACUAGAGUAGAGCAAAGCAACUUGAUUGAUUAGGUGUUUCGUUGGACUUGUCCGGCUAACAUCUUGUGGGCUUAUACAAUGAGUAUAGCAAAUGAGCAACAGUUUGCCAUGGAUGUCAACAACACCAAUGAUGACGAAUCCACAAAGAAACCAAGAGUUUCAUACACGAGGAAGUUUCUUUUAUCGUUAAGCGAUAAGGAUGUUUGUAAGAAGCUCCCAAAUCUUCCCUCUGAGUUUAAUGAUUUACUCUUGCGUGACUCUGAAGAUCCUUCACCCGAGCGACCGAGAAUCUCUGGUGGUUUGAGGCGGAAUGACUACAGCUCAUCGCCUCCCACCAGGGGUGAGUUUGGUGGUAACUCUCGGGGUACUCAUGGAAGAUGGGAAGGGCGUUCUGGUGGAUGGAAUGAUAAAGAUAGUGAUUCUUCACAUUCAGACCGGGACCCAGGUGAGCCUGGGAGGCGUUCUGGCAUGCCAUCUCGGAGGCCUUGGCAAGCACCGGAGCAUGAUGGACUUCUUGGGAAAGGUUCUUUCCCCAAGCCUUCUGGACUUGGUGCGGGACCAGCUGGGCCCAAGCCCCCUCAAUCUGAUGACUCAUAUCAGCUGCGUAGAAGCAAUGAACCUUACCAUCCUCCUCGCCCAUACAAGGCCGCACCUUACACUCGACGUGACACUAGAGACUCAUUAAAUGAUGAGACGUUUGGUUCUUCUGAAUCUACAAAUGAUGAUAGAGCAGAAGAAGAAAGAAAAAGAAGAGCUUCUUUUGAGUUGUUGAGGAAGGAACAUCAAAAAGUAUUCCAGGAGAGGCAAAAGUCAAACCCAGACCUACGUAAAAACGACUUUGAUUUUACGGAACUGCUUGGGGAGUCCAAAGAUGAAAAAGAGCGUCCAAGCAGAAGCGAUGAGGUGAACAACAAUCCAUCAAUUCCUGGUUCAAAUAACCACUCGACUCCUCCUCAAAGUAUUGCACCCAGACCGCUUGUACCUCCUGGUUUUGCAAGCACAAUUUUGGAAAGAAAGCAAGGGGAAAAACCUCAAACUGAAACUUCUCAACAUGAACGUAGUCCUUUGGUUCCCAAAGGCAUUAAUGUGGUGAAUGAAGAAAAGCCGUCGGUAUUUAGGAUAGGCUCAAGUGAGAUGCCGGUAGAAGGUGAAGCUUGUUUCAUUUCUACGAUGUCUACAACUAUAAUUAAUAAUAAUGACAAAAGUUUUGAAAAACUUUCCACCAUCGCAGCUGCUGGUGAAGCUCCAGGAUAUCCUAGAAAAGUUGAGCAAGCUACAGUGAAGUUGGACCAGAAGAAAAGCUUGGAGAUUUCGGAUGAGCCGUCCAUUCUGGAUAAGAUAUUCAACACCGCUAUAAAUUUGAAUAGUGGCGAUUCCUCUAAUAGUACUCAGAAAAUUGUCGAAAAAGUAGAAGAGAUUCGGAGCCCUCAGACUGUUAAAUCCUCAAAGUUCGCACAUCUGUUUCUUGAAGAAGAUAACAAGCCAGUCGAAGAUCUUCCAUCCAGCAAGCCACCAAGAGGCUUACUAUCACUACUUCAAGGUGCAGAUAAGUUGCAAACCUUUGAGACAGGUGCUAAGGAUGAACAUUCGAUGGAUUUUCCUUAUCAAGGUCAUGUCACUAAAAACACUGAUAAGUUAAGCAACACUUGCGCAACUAAAUCAGUAAAAGCUGCUCCACCUGUUCUCACUUGUGAAGAUCUUGAGCAGUCUAUUCUGUCAGAAGUCAGUGAAACCUAUCAUCCUCCUCCUCCAGCGCCAGUUGACCAAGACUUGAGUGUUUCUUCAGUGAAGAAGACCAACCAAGGGAAACCAUCUGUUGAUAACCAAGCUUCACAGCACCUUCUUUCUUUGUUACAGAGAAGUGCAGACCCGAUUAGUCAAGAUACGCAUCUACUUUCAGUCACAGAGAGUAGACCACCACCGUCUGUGAAACCACCUACAGCUGGAGAAGCAGACCCGGAGAAGUCUCUUACCCUUGAGAAUCUAUUUGGGAGUGCCUUCAUGAACGAACUGCAGUCAAUUGGAGAACCUGUCUCUGGAAGAACUACGGUUUCUGAUGUGCCUGGGAUCCCGCUUCGAUCAGACAGAUCUAUUGGUGAACUGAGCCAAAGAAAUCAAAUCAGACCUGACGGUCUCCUCGGUGGGCUACUAGGCCUUCCAGAAGAUGGUAACUUACUUGCAGUUGGCGAUCCUGCAAACCCACAAAGUUACAUGUCUUUUUCAGGACCUCGUAAUCAGAAGCCUGAAGUAGCUUUCAACAUCUCUGACAAGCUAGCUGCUUUAAACUCUGGUCAAAGGAACGAAAGACCAACAUUGGGAGGUCCAGAUGGUCCUUUUCUGCACCAUCAUCCCCAACAACACGCAGCCAACCCUUCUCCUCACUUGAAUGGUUCAGGCCCGGGUUUCCAUCCUUUGGAUACUCGACAUGCUCAUAUAAAACCUCAGCUCGAUUUCAUGGGCCAAGGAAGCAUCAUAGCUCAACAUCAGGGUCCUCCACCAAACAUGAUUCAUCGCCCACCUUUGCAUCAUUCAACUAGUGGCGUUCCGGAGUUUGAUCGCCUUCCUCCACAUAUGCAGCAGAAGAUGCAUAUGCAAGACAACUUGCAACGCCAUCAUCUAAUGCAAGGAUUCCCCGGUGGUGGUCCACCACACCAUCACUCUCCUCAUGUAAACAACCAAAUGCCUGGUCUCAUCCCCGAGUUAAAUCCAUCACAAGGCUUCCCCUUCGCCCAUCACCAGCCCAACUACGGUAUGCCACCACCAGGUUCUCAAGGCAACAGAGUGGAACAUCCAGCUUCACUGAAUACGCUCUUAGGGAUUCAUCAGAGGAUGGACCCAUCCAAGCAGCCUCCGGCAAUGGGUCAAGCCGGUGGUCCUAAUCGUCAGGGAUCUAUGGGUCAGGAACUCGACCUUGGCUUUGGCUAUAGGUAAUUCUGCUCUGCUCACAAUCCCCUUUACAGCUUACACUAAGUUGCUUUGUGAUGUGCAAAGUAGUCAAAUUAUCAUUUGAAGAACAAAAAAAAGAGAGAAAAAAAAUGUGAACUGUCUUUUCUAUUGGUGCUUGUGAUAUUUGGAUGCUUUUAAUUAACAGUAGUAGAUUUGAUGACUUUGGAGUCCUUGUGGUUGCUAUUAUCUAGUUUCAUGUUUCUGUU